Menidia menidia (Atlantic silverside) is the source of this 1925-nucleotide messenger RNA. The record is from the annotation of a GenBank genome assembly. NCBI's taxonomy places the organism in Eukaryota, Metazoa, Chordata, Actinopteri, Atheriniformes, Atherinopsidae.
UCAAGCGGAUUUGAACCGACUCAGCGGAGGGUUCAGGGACUCUCCGGAUAAAUAUACAUAUUUAUAUUUUUAAUUUUAAAACUAAAAAUACGCUGUCACCUGUUGCGUCUGAUAUUUUUCUUUAAAUUAUAUUUUGCUAUUGAUAACUAAGGACCAAUCUUCUUUUUUUUUUCAUUUCUUACUUUGAAAUAGUAUUUUAACAACACUUCAGCCAUGACUACAAGCAUUGAGCCACUAGAAAUAACUGGCAACGAGCUGGUCCACGUCCUCAGGACCCCCCUGGAGCAGUACACCUCAGACGGGUGCGUGGUGCUGGACUGCAGGCCCUUUCUCGACUUCUCCCGGGCACACAUUUGCGAGUCCCGGAACGUCAACUGGAACUCCAUGCUGCGUCGCAGAUCGAAGAGCUCCGUGGUGGCCCUGGAGUGGCUCAUCCCGGACAAGACGCUCCUGGGCCGGCUCCGGGGCGGGGAGUUCUCCCCCGUGGUGGUGGUGGACGACAGGAGCCGCUCUCUGGCCGACCUCAAGUCGGAGAGCGUGGCCCAGAUGCUGCUCACCGCCCUCCAGAACGAGGUGCAGGCGCAUAUCUGCUUUCUGCAAGGUGGAUUUGAGUUUUUUUCGGAGUCCUUCCCCGAGCUUUGUUACAUGUCUGCCAGUAAGCACUUCUCUGCAGUGGAACCAGAGCCACCAGUGCCCGGCCGGAGAACGCCUGCCUACGAUCAGGACGGCCCGGUGGAGCUGUUGCCCUUCCUGUUUUUGGGGAGCGCCGUCCACUCCUCCCGCAGAGAGAUGCUGGCCGCAGCGGGCAUCACGGCCGUGCUCAACGUGUCCUCCACCUGUCCCAACUUCUACGAGGGGGAGUUUCAGUACCUGCGGCUCACGGUGGAGGACACGCUGGCUGCGGACAUCCGGGCCUGCUUUCACACGGCCAUUGCUUUCAUCGACUCUGUGAAGCAGAGUGGAGGCCGGGUGCUGGUGCACUGUCAGGCAGGAAUCUCCCGCUCAGCCACGAUCUGUCUGGCCUACCUCAUGCACACGCAGCGCGUCCGUCUGGACGAGGCCUUCGACUUUGUGAAGCAGCGCCGGCACGUCAUCUCCCCCAAUCUUGCUUUUAUGGGACAGCUGCUGCAGUUUGAAACUGACAUUCUCUGUCAGGGAUGAGGAUCAAAUGCACUGAGGGAACUCUCCAUUUCGAUUAAUUCUCUCUCUCCCCGUGAUGCUGCGUUGAAGUCGGGACAUCGUGAGGAAUCAAGUGAAUGAAUUUUCUUUGUACCAUUAUUUUUUUUCAAAUGGUACCAAUCAGAAGGGCUACUUUGUGGAUUCAUUUUUUUAAAAAGCUAUUUGUGUUGCUGGCAUCACGUAGCUUGAUUUCCUCCUGAAACAGGGGCCGUAUGUUGCCGACGCAACAGAAAAGCCCAGUGCAAUAAAGACAUUUUGAAUCACUGUGAAGCUUAAGCCAGCAAGUUGGAGCAGCUACAAGGUGACAAGCCUCAAGUUUUCCGAAGUAGUUCCUGCUUGUUUCAUUGUAUGUGAGUGUGCAUAUGCAUGUUAUCCUGCUGAGUGUAUGUGCCUGUCUGAUUGAAAGGUCUGUCUUGUUUCAUACUAAAGUAACUCCCUCACGGUUGCAGCCAUUGUUACAUCAACGCUACACUCUAAAGUGACAGCAAUAUUGGGUGAAUAUAAAGUUGGUGUUCUGAAAAAUGCACUAAAGUUGGAUGUCUGUCUAUAUGUGAGAUGGAUUGCAUUUAAUCUGGAAGAGGUUGUUUUUAAUCAUGUAAAUAGUUUUUUUAAUUAAUUUAUUACUUCAUGAUUUGAGACUGUAUUACGGCCAUUGAUAUUUGUUACAGCACUUUACACACGCAAGUUUUUUUCCUAUUUCUGCUGUUUUGUUUUUUCACUGGAAUAAAAACUUGCUGACAAACUUA